AUGGCCGGACUUGAAUCGGUGCCUGCCUUCACCGACCGAGCAAAGCAGAUCGGCAUCAGCGAGGACCUUCUGAAGAAGCUCCUUGCUAAGAGCUUGGACACCUUCGGCAAGCUAGCUUUCGUGUGCUCGAGCAAACCUUCCAGCGGGGAUGACACUCCUCUCUUCGAAGCCCUGAAGACUCUGAUCGGGAGUGAGGUUCCAGUGGAACAACAUAUGGUGAUCAGGAGAUUGUGGUACGAGAGCCACGCCCACGCCCUGGUUGACUUGGAAUCGAGGGCUUCGAGAACAAGUGAUACAAGCCCCCGCGAGCUUCCGUUGGCUGAACGCCUAACACGCUUGAAACGCCAAAGGGGCGAGCUUAAAGGCCUCGAGAUGGAUAUCCACACAGAACCUGGACACGGCCUUGUGGACCGCGUCCAGGCCAUGCUCGAUUCUGCACAAGUGCUGCACAUCGCGCCGGAGAAGUGCAUUUCCCGCCAUGACGAAAUCCUGGGUGAGAAGACGGAACAAAAGAUCUCUUUGGGAGCCGACGGGAACAUCAAGGUCACGAAGCAAGCCUCGAGCCUCCGUUGCGAGACUACCGGCGAGCUCAAGCUUCGCCGGUGCUUCCUGCGCCGGGCCUUAGCGUUCGAUCAAGUAGGGCUCGCCUCCUUCACUGCACUGGAGUCUUGGCACAACCGCAUGUUCCAGGCUCUGCUUGAUGUGCCUCCGGCAGGUUAUCGCUACACUACCGUUCAGCAGCUGCUUGCAGCUGAUCAGAAGCUUUGGCAGGUGGUGGCCCAGGAGAGCCGAGGUGACAUCGUCGUCGGGGUCGGAGCCCCGGCUCCUCUUGACAAGCACAUAGCCGCUGCUGCAACCAAUCAGUUUGUCGUGUCAUGCUUGACUCACCUGCCCAAGCCCUUGGAAGCUCCCGCUCCCACAUGGCUGCCAAACAAGCCCGGCAAAGGACCCGGCAAGAAGGGGGAUAAGGGAAACAAGGGCGGAGGCAAAGGCAAGGGCAAGCAAAACCAUAGCCAAUCCGGUGCGGAAGCCGCCCCGACAACCUCCUUGAAGGAGCUGCUCGAAUCUCUGCCAGAGGGCUGUGUGCGAGCCACCGAUGAAGGUCGCUUCAUCUGCCCUUUCUACAAUAAGGGCAUCUGCCGAUUCCAGAAGCGCAAGUCGUGCCGGUUCGGGAAGCAUGUGACCGCUUUGUUUGAUGCGUUGCCACACGACCAGUGCGAUCGGAGUGGUUCGGGUUUUUCCUUCUCUGCAGGACUCUACUCACGAGUCCAAGUGGGCCUCCGCAAGGCCUGCAAGCUGUUUCCACUUUCUGUGCAGGCGGUGAAUAAGUUUGUAGCUCAUUUGCUUGACGGCGCAGUUUACACGAGUUUUGCCAUAUUUUCCAGAGUACAGACCCGGGAGCACCGGGACAAGCAGAAUUCCUUUUUGCCAAACAUAGUGAUUCCUUUGACUGCAUUCACUGGGGGGGCCAUCAAGGUCUUGGAACCCAACCGCGAGAUCGACCUUGAGGUUUCGAAAGGACCGGUGCAAUUUUGUGCUAGGCAGCACCCGCACUCAACUUGUCAAGCGCACGGGCGACGAACCGUGCUUGUGCUCUUUUCCCUUAAAGCAGCUUCGCAUGCUUCUGCCGAUGAUCAGCUUUGCUUGAAACGUUUGGGCUUCCCUCUGCCCAAUCCGCGACAGCUCAGCUCCGUCGAAGUCUGCAAGUCCGAGCCUAUUUCCUUGGGUGAAGCGAAGCAGCGCCUCUUGCCGUUUCCAGACAAACCUCAAACCGGCAGUGACCCGGGUGCCCUGGGAAAGCCGACUCACGAAAGUCGUCCGCCGUCCAUGGUAGAGUGCUUGGCCUGUCGUGGUCCCUUAGCAGCAGAGGCCCUCCUCACCGGAUGGGACGCGAUUCCGGUAGGUAAAGGCCCUCACGAUCCCCACGGCUCGCCCAUGUUGCAUUUGGAUCUCUCUGAGGAGGAAAACGUGCAGGCACUUCUCCGAUUUGAUUCGUCGGCAGCUGUUGAUUGGUGGCACGGGACCUGGUGCACCGUGACAACAAGGUUUGCAGGGCCCUUGUUUCAGCCUUGCAACGAGCUCAUCAAACCGGUCAAAGCCACGCCCGGAGCUUUCCCGCAGAUCUCUGCUACGUGUGACAAAUCACAUAAGCAUCAAGCUUGGCUGCCUUCGCCGGCCGGUGGCACCUUCAACGAUGCUUCCCUGCCCCAUGGUUUGUGCCAACGCCUGUGCGAGUGUGCCACCAAGCUCGUCACCGGAUCAACUAAGCACCGUGCAGCAGGCCGCUGCCGUCAGCUCCGGGCUGCUGUCAGGGCCGCCGCGGCCAAUCAGUCUCAUUUCACGCCACCCCUAAUUCCUGAGUUUCGGGUGGUAACCCCUUUGUCCCAAGUGCCUUCGAAUGCUGAUUUCAAGAUCUUGGACAAAGUCGGCUCGACACCGGGGGAAUUGGAUGAGCCGGAUAAGCGGUUUAGGCUUAAUGGUUCUCCCCCUAAGUCCUCGGCUCCCCGAGUAGGUGCAGUGGCUGGUGUUUACCACACCAUGGAAGAGCACCUUCGUCUUGCCUCAAAUUUGUGCAGUCCAGCUGAUACAAGCGAGAGGCUGCCAGAUCAGAUCAGGCGGAACAUUUUCGCCAUGCUGACCGAAGGACCCGUGGCGAUCUCAAAGAAAAGGCUUCUCGCUCUUCAGCAGCUGAACCGAAGAGUGCAGGAGCUUGCAGAUGAAGAAAGAACGCUUCGCGAGAGCAUGCACCCCGAUGUAGAAUCCGUGACCAGGGGGAAAGCGAUCUCCUUGUUCAGGGAACUGCUUGAGGAAACCGCCUUUGCAGACAUGUCCGUAAUCGAUUUGCUUGUGAAAGGCGUGCCACUUGUGGGCCAAGAGCAAGACUCGGCCCUUUUUGCCAAACGGCCGAAGCCGCAGGAGAUCAGCCCGGACCAACUGCGGGCCCAGUCAGCUCUCAGGAGGGACGUUCUACAGCGCACGCGAAAACUCGUCUCUCAGGAGGACUACGCCGCCAUGCGGGCGGAGACGGACGAAGAGGUCAAAGCUGGUUUCCUGAGUGGACCGUACUCUUCCGAGUCCGAGGUCAGUAAAGUGCUGGGGGCCACAAACUGGUCUCUUUCGCCCCGCUUCCUCCUGAGGCAGGGAGAGGACGCAAAGAUUAGGAUAAUAGAUGACUUCAAAAUGUCAGCUGUUAACCGUGCCUUCGGAUCUUCAUCGUUCCUCGAGUUGCAGGACACGGACUUCGCAGUGGGUUUGCUUAGAUUCCUUUCGAGGGUUCUUCAGGAUCGCUCCCGAGUAAGGGUGCCUCUGCUUGAUGGCUCGGUCUUGGAAGGCAACUGGGCGCCUGAGAUGCUGUCGGCCCCUCCCCUGUUGGGCAAGACGCUGGAUUUGAGCAAGGCCUAUCGUCAACUGGCAAUCCACCCUGACUGCAAGGAGUUCUCAGUGCUGGGUUUCCCUACGCCCGCUGGUGGCUGGGAGUACUACAUCACGAGGAGCCUCCCGUUUGGGGCCGGCGCGAGCGUCUUCGGGUUUAAUAAGGUUGCCCUAGGGGUUCUGCACAUCAUGACAGUGAAGUUCAUGGCAAUCGCCACGGACUUUUACGAUGAUUACACCAUCUACGAGUUUAAGCCUGCUGCUUCCUUGCUGGAUAAAGCCCUCAUGCGGCUGCUGGACAUCCUGGGCUGGACCUUCGCGCGCUCCGGGCGCAAGUUUGUGCCUUUUGCCGAAAAGGUAACUUCCUUAGGUGUAACCUUGGGGCUUGAGGAAAUUUGGCAAGGAACCUUGACUGUGGAGAACAAGGCGGGCAGACUUGAGCGCAUCGUUCAGCAGCUGAAGCGGAUUUCGCAAGGAGACGAGAUCACCCGAUCAGAUGUGGCUUCCCUACACGGCCUGCUCAACUUUGCCGGGGGUUUGAUCUUAGGGUUCGAGCUUAAGGCCACCUCGCGUAUGCUGUCGCGAGCCCUGACAGGCCCAUUCCGAGGCAACACAACAGAGUUGCAGCAUGCUUGUGCGUUGGCCUUGGACGUGUUGUCGCAAUGUCGCCCCAAGCGGUGCCCUGCAUCGGUGAAGCCACCCAUCAUCCUGUACACCGAUGGGGCAUACGAGAAAGGCGUUGGGACUUGGGGUGCCGUCAUUGUAGAUGGGGUCACCGGAGCUCGGUGGACCUUUGGCGGGACCGUCUGCCAGCAGCUCAAAGACCUCUGGGAGCGGCAGGCCGGAAAUCAGAUCAUUUGCCAAGUUGAGGGUUACGCUCUUGCAAUUUUGAUCUUCGGUCUUAGGGGUUUCUUGAAAGGCAGGUCGGUCAUAGCCUUCAUCGACAACGAAGCAUGCAGAUAUGGCUUCAUCAAGCGGUACUCGCCAUCCUUGAGCCUUCUUCGCUUAAUCUCGUUGGUGGCGCUGUUGGAGGGGUCUCUCGAGGCCCUACUUUGGUUCGAGCGAGUGCCCUCAAAGAGUAACCCUGCCGAUCUCCCGUCACGGGGAGCUUUCGAAGAGGCUUGCAAACGCUUCGCAGUUGAGAACAAAGGUGACAUCGCAUUGACCCCUACGAUGCUUGAUUUCCUUUGUGCUGCUGACUACAGUGCUCAUACGGCUCAGGCAAUCUUGACCUCCACGCGACUGGAGGCUGACUGGACAUGCUCAGCUUUGCAAUGA
This is a messenger RNA of Symbiodinium sp. CCMP2592, 4650 nucleotides long. The record is from the annotation of a GenBank genome assembly. Lineage: Eukaryota; Dinophyceae; Suessiales; Symbiodiniaceae.